Messenger RNA from Lodderomyces orthopsilosis Co 90-125, 1464 nucleotides. RefSeq lists its product as uncharacterized. Gene Ontology annotation, biological process: transmembrane transport. Bases 1 to 1464 code for a protein of 487 amino acids. The transcript has a single exon. NCBI's taxonomy places the organism in Eukaryota, Fungi, Ascomycota, Pichiomycetes, Serinales, Debaryomycetaceae. Gene Ontology annotation, molecular function: transmembrane transporter activity. The record is from RefSeq and is a predicted model, not a curated record.
AUGACCCCAACGGACGAGAAAACUGCACAAACUAAAGAGGAGCUUGAAAGUGCCUCAGUUGAUGAUGAACCAGAAAUAUCAGAAGAACAUAAACAAUAUCUUAUUACCAAACAUGGCACUUACCACUUAACGCCUUUACCAUCAAUGUGUGACGAUGAUCCAUUAAACUGGUCAAAUGGGAUGAAGUUUUUGCAGUUGGGUAUGGUUGCCUUCCACGGAUUCAUGACCACUUUUUUGACAACCGGUUUGGUCCCAGUUGCAGGAGUGUACGCAGAGAAAUUUCAUAUGCCAACUUCUCGGGUGGCCUAUUUGAUUUCCGUUCAAAUUUUACUAGUUGGUGUGUUUCCAUUGUUAUGGGUGCCAUUUAUGGAAAGAUACGGUAAAAGAUUACUAUUAAUUAUUUCUACCUUGGGUACUAUGGGCUUCUCAUUGGGAAGUGUUUUUUGUAACACUUAUGGCUCCAUGAUGGCAAUGAGAGUAUUGCAAUCAGUAUUCAUUUCACCAGGGAUAGCAGUUGGAGGCUCUAUCGUGAAUGAAACGACAUUCAGUCACCAAAGAGGAUCUAGAAGUGGUAUUUGGGCCAUUUCGGUUAAUUUAGGUACGAUGGUGGGUGCUUUCCUAAUGGGAUUUGUGGCACAAUAUCAAGAUGCCAAAUAUAUUCAUGUGGUGUUCACCUGUAUCAACUUUGGGCAAACUGUCUGUUACGUCUUCCUUGGAAAAGAGUCACUGUACAACCACAAUGAUUUAUCAAAAAAUGAGACAAACAGAUUUAAACAAUUGCGAUUCAAAGCUAUAUUCCCUGAGAAUCACAUAACGUUGAAAAAAAUUGUCUAUCCAGCUACAUUUUUUGCCAACUUGAAAAUAUUCAUUCCAACUUUUGCUUAUGCUGUUUGUUUUCUCCAAGCUAACAUUGCAUUGAAUAUUGAAAUCCCAGAGGUUAUGGUGGCAAAAUUUGAAUUGGGUCCACAAGCGUUGGGUUUGCAAUUCCUUUCGUUUAUUAUUGGUACCGCUAUUGGUGAAGUUGGAGGGUACAUGUCAGAUAAGUUGGUUGCUUGGGGACAAAAGAGAGGAAAAGGACCAUCAUUUAGAUUAUGGUUGACAUACCCUGGAUUCAUAGCUUGUAUUAUUGGAUUGAUUGUUUUUGGGGUGCAAAUCGAUCAUGCCAAAACGUGGAAUGUCACACCCUUAGUUGGGUGUGCAUUUGCUGCUUUCGGUUUGCAAAUCAUGACUUCACCAAUCAUUGCUUAUUGUAUUGAUAUGGAUCAUAAACAAGCAGGGGCAAUCAUUCUAUUUAUUACUGCUGUUAGACAAGUUCUUGCGUUCAUUGGUCCGUUCUACUUCCCACAUAUGUAUUCGGAUUUGGGUUUUACCAAAUCCUAUGGUAUCAUGGCUGCUCUUGUUGGUGGUUUGUCACUUAUUCCUACAUUAAUUAUUCACCACUUAGCUGCAAGUAAUGGAAAAUGA